Molecule: messenger RNA, 1395 nt
Organism: Sphenostylis stenocarpa
Lineage: Eukaryota; Viridiplantae; Streptophyta; Magnoliopsida; Fabales; Fabaceae
Source: the annotation of a GenBank genome assembly
AUGGGCGACAUGAAAGACAAGGUUAAAGGGUUCAUGAAAAAAGUGAACAACCCUUUCUCCUCUUCAUCAUCUGGCAAAUUCAAGGGCCAAGGUAGAGUCCUCGGGUCAUCUUCUACACCCGCCAAUUCCAAUCCCACCCCUCGCCCCAUUCCUUCGCUCAGCCCUAAUUCUAAACCCUCUUCAACCAAUCCCAAACCCUCGUUCCACAAUACGGAGUCCACUAGAAGCACUGAGAAGCCUCGCAAAGAUGGUGAUGGGUUUGACCCGUUUGAUUCUUUGGUCACUAAUUCCAACAGAUCGCAAAACGGGUAUUCGCUGAACGUCUAUGAAUGCCCCGUUUGUAAACAAGCCUUCGGAUCCGAAGAAGCUGUGUCUGAACACGUGGAUGAUUGUUUGAGUAACCUUGUUGAGCGUGAGCCUAUAGUCGAUGAUGGAAGCGGGGUUUCAGAGAGUGAAGUUGGGUCUAACACUAAUGAUGAAUUGGAGGUUUGUGUUGGGACUUACGUUUCAGGGAAUCCAUCUGAGGGAUCGGUUGAUAUUGUUCUCAAACUGUUGAGGAAUAUUGGUAGAGAACCUGAAAAUGUGAAGUUUAGGAGGAUCAGGAUGAAUAAUCCCAAGAUAAAAGAGGCUGUUGGUGAUGUUGCUGGGGGAGUUGAGUUACUCAGUUUUCUCGGGUUUGAACUCAGGGAGGAGAAUGGAGAGACAUGGGCAGUGAUGGAGGUUCCAAGAGAGGAGCAGAUAAAAUACAUCAAGAAGGCAAUUGGGUUACUGGAAUCACAACUUGUACCACAAGAACCUCCAAAGAGAGAGGAUUCGGCAUCUACAAAUUCUGCGCAGACGGGUGCGAAGGCCGAGCCAAAACCAGUCGACAGAGAGGUGAAGGUCUUCUUUGCUGUCCCUGAAAGUGUUGCAGCUAAAAUUGAGCUACCAGAUUCUUUCUAUAGCCUUUCAGCUGAAGAGGUGAGAAGAGAAGCUGAGUUAAGGAAAAAAAAGAUUGCAGAUUCUCAGCUUUUAAUCCCUAAGUCACUUAAAGAAAAGCAAGCAAAAGCUUCCAGGAGGAGAUACACAAAAACUAUUAUUAGGAUUCAAUUUCCCGAUGGAGUUGUACUUCAAGCUGUAUUUGCUCCAUGGGAACCAACCACUGCUCUCUAUGAGUUUGUCAGCUCAGCACUAAAAGAACCAGGUUUGGAAUUUGAGCUAAUGCAUCCUGUAGUUGUCCAACGGCGUGUGAUCCCUCAUUUUCCAAAACCAGGUGAAACUGCUAAAACAAUAGAGGAAGAGGACCUGGUACCUUCAGCUCUAAUUAAGUUCAAGCCCUUGGAAACUGAUUCUAUUGUUUUCACCGGUCUCAAAAAUGAAUUGCUUGAAAUCAGUGAACCACUUGUAAAUCGUUAA